Messenger RNA from Cadophora gregata, 2367 nucleotides. RefSeq lists its product as uncharacterized. The record is from RefSeq and is a predicted model, not a curated record. Bases 1 to 1398 code for a protein of 465 amino acids. NCBI's taxonomy places the organism in Eukaryota, Fungi, Ascomycota, Leotiomycetes, Helotiales, Ploettnerulaceae. The transcript is spliced from 3 exons.
AUGCCUCAAGGACGUCCGAGACGACCAGGUACAGAAGCCGAGCGCGCUGAAGCACGAAGGCAACAAGUCAGGGAGAACGUGCGGGCAUUCCGUCAAAGAAACAAGGAACGAGGUCUUUCAGACAACACAGUAAACACUUUAGCCGGCAUCGAAGACAGCACCUCCAACACAUCGAACCGCCCAUCACAAGACAAAUCAGGACCUUCGUCAUCCUCUAAGUCCUACGAGACUCCGCCACCACCAGGUCAAGUCUCAGUCACACGCUUUGCGGUCGACAAGGGUGUCAAAUGGUCGCUAGGCCUUCCAUUCAGGAUAGAUCUGGGACCUGCUUACUCCGGGGCUUUCAUUGCUGCAUUCAACUACCGAAACCAACCAGCUCCAAAUGCAGGAACUCUAGCGACAACUCUAAAUCCGGAAGUAAUCCCAUCGAUUUCUGCAAGAUCCCUGGUUCCCACCUCUACACAAGCAUCGAACCCACCUUCACCUGAUGUUCUCAGGGUCGAGAUAUGCUACAACUCAUGGACGACCGCGGUUUCUAUUGAGGCAAUGUCAUCAGGUGGACAAAUGCUCAAAGAGGCUCUGCUUGCCGCCGCUCUGAGUCUCAUCAGUAUCGAAAGGAAUGAUAGGAGGAUAUCAGCGCAGGCAAUGCAGAUUCAAAUCAUUGCUUUGCGAAGACUCCGGGAAGGUUUCAACCAGUAUGUUGACGAUAAGGACCCUGAAAAAGCUACCAUGCUCUCUGCAACUGCAUUGGCUUGUUCGAUGUCAGAUCUAUUGGUCCACAAAUCCUGGCCCGGCUUUUCGCUGCAUCUGAAAGGUGUGGGAGCUUUGAUUGAACAUGCUGGUCCGGCAGCCCUCCACACCUCUGCGGCCCAAGAGAACUUUCUCGGUUAUCGUACAGCCCAAAUUUCGUUCAGUUUUCUGGAGCGAAGAGGGUCAUUCCUCUCACGACCUGAGUGGACUGACUUUGAUUGGAGAGAUGACCACCCGCAUUUCCGCCACCCGGCUCACAGCCUACUUGAUAUCGCAUAUCAAAUACCUGGGCAAAUGGAGCUAUUCGACAGAUGCGCCAAUCGAAGUCCGGGUGCCUUACGCCGACAUCUCAAAAGGUUGAAUGGCUUGGUCUCAGAUUUGAACGAGUGGAAGACAGACCUUUUCGAAGAAUACUCGUCAGAGAUAUACAGCACUGAAGCAGCGAAUUGGCACGGGCUCCACACCGACGUAAUCAAAUUUUCCAAUAUCACUGUCGCUACUAGUUUCACUCUUUUCACCGGCGUCCGAGUCGCCCUCUUCUCUCUUGUCCGACAAGUCGCAGAAGUACUCAAGGAGGAUGACCCGUCAGCUAUACCAGUCCUGAAUUUCGCCAUCCAAGAGAGCUACAAAUGGUCGAGAAUAGCAUGAUGAAUAUGGCGACUGAGCUGCAGUGGUGUACAGCAACAUCGGAAAGGAUCAAGGCGACUGGUUUGCCUGUGUUUAGACAACGGGGUUGAAUCCCACUGUUGCUUUUUGGUCGCAUUGGAGCUGUUCAUAAGCGUUUUGAUUUUGUUACGAUUAUGUUUCUCCAAAAGCGUGUGAUCGCUGGUUUCGAUCUCUUUUUGUAGUUCGGGUGCUUUAUUUCUACACGUACAUACCAGCAACUUUGUUCUCUCUUUGUCUUUCUUAUCUUUACCUCUGCAUCAACAAAGCAUUGCGGUGUACCGGACUUCUGGCAUAAAAUGGCGCUGCAUUUAGGCUUGCUGCAUCGGCAUUGUAUUUACCUUUCUCUACCCACCUCGUAUAUAGUAGUGCGACAUACCCAGAUAGAUCACCACUAGCAUUUUACAUGCUGCAUAUAAAAGAAAUCAUACCAUUGUUUCCUCAAUCUACAAGUUGACUGUUCAAGCUUCUUCGUUAAUCGUUAUGCUCACCGUUUCAGGUCACAGUUUGCACCUUGUAAGCUCCAAUAAGUGAGCAGCCAUUCUACAGUCCCUAUAUUAUCGCAAUGUAGUCGGCUCUCGGCAAAGCACCCCGCUGUGUAAGCUCAAAUCAGAUCUCAUUCAGUCCAUCGAUGAUUCCAUGACCGCCAUUUCUUCCUCACUCUACAUCAGCGACAUUGCGGAUAUUCCAGAAUCCUUCCCAGAAUAUUCCAUAUCAUUUCCUGUUCCUGACAAGAUCUCGCAUCAUAACGUCAUCAUGUACGUAAAGGGACAUAACACCACGCUUCGCUAAAGCCGUGAGCACAGGGGUUUGCGGACGAAGCCGUAGAGCGAGGCUUGCCAGAUCCAGAUUAGUGAUCGUCGAGCUCGGUAUUCGUGACCUGAACCGAGGGCGUGGGCGAGCACCAAUGAGAUGCGUGGAGUCGGUCAGGAUGCGGGUCAGAUGUCAGCUGUG